Molecule: messenger RNA, 2291 nt
Organism: Meriones unguiculatus (Mongolian gerbil)
Lineage: Eukaryota; Metazoa; Chordata; Mammalia; Rodentia; Muridae
Gene: Stard5
Product: StAR related lipid transfer domain containing 5
Exons: 6
Coding region: 71-712 (213 amino acids)
Molecular function (GO): lipid binding
Source: RefSeq, a predicted model, not a curated record
UCCGCCCAAGGCCCGGUUUUCCGCCGAGCCGAACCGGCGCUGCUCAGCUGGGAUCCUGCCCACCAAGACUAUGGACCUGUCCUGGGCCACGCAGGAGAGUGAGGUCGUGGCGGGGAAGGUGCUCCGGUACCGGCAGGACUCGUCCGGCUGGAAGAAGUGCCGGGAAGGCAAUGGAGUUUCAAUUUCUUGGAGGCCAUCUGAGGAGUUUGCAGGGAAUCUGUACCGAGGAGAAGGGAUUUUGUGUGGGACACCAGAAGAGGUGUGGGAUUGUAUAAAGCCAGUUGCUGGAGGCCUCCGGGAGAAGUGGGAUGACAAUGUGACCAGUUUUGAAAUUGUCCAAAGCAUCACUGACACACUCUGUGUGAGCAGAACCGCCACACCCUCGGCUGCCAUGAAGCUCAUUUCUCCCAGGGACUUUGUGGACUUGGUACUGGUGAAAAAAUAUGAGGACGGCACCAUCAGUUCCAAUGCUACCCAUGUGGAGCAUCCAUUGUGUCCCCCACAGCCAGGUUUUGUGAGAGGAUUUAACCAUCCAUGCGGGUGCUUCUGUGAACCACUGCCAGGGGAGCCCAACAAAACCAACCUGGUCACAUUCUUCCAGACAGACCUGAGUGGCUACCUCCCUCAGAGUGUGGUGGACUCCUUCUUCCCUCGAAGCAUGGCUCAGUUCUACCCCAACCUUCAGAAGGCGGUGAGGAAGUUCCACCACUGACCGUUGCCUUUCGGCAAGGAACACCCACGAUCCCUCAGGAGCUCCAGCUAUUGAGCGUCAAGAACAUGGAACAGCUGCUGUGGCCUUUUGAGCUGCCCUAGUGAACAGCGAGUCUCAGGGUGCUAUUCCAGAAGGGCAGCCCAUCCCCCCUACCCCACCACUCCUUCCUCUUGGGUUUGGUGUGGAAGGCAGGGUCUAUCGGCUUGACAUGGUGCACGCUCACACACCUGGCAGGGCAGGUCCUGCUAUGGCCACCUGACAAAGCAUGGCUCAGGCACCCUUUGAUUCCUUGUGGUCCAGGGCCGGUUGCUAUCAAAUACCGUGUCUCAGUGCUGGUCUUAAAGGGUCAUCAUCCAUUCUGGUCACAAAGUCCUGCAUCUGGAGCUCCCAGAUCCCUGUGUUCAUUUUCUGAUAUGCUUUUAUAUACAAAUUUUUAGCACAAGACUCCCCCCCUUUUACCCCCUUUCAAAGAAGUGAUAUUUUAAACCACAGGAUAAGCCUUAAGGAAAAACCCUUUCAAUCUAACUUCUGUCGUAUCUUCCGUCAGAAUCAUCUUUUCCUGUCUGUUUUUCCCUUCAUGAGUUAAUGUUAAUGUCCCCAUGGAACCAAUUUGUUUCUGCCCCAGGCCAAAUUGUAUCUUUGGGAGCAAGUGGGAGUUUGUGUGGCCUGUGGUUGUGGUUCUGGGUGGGGCCAGCUGCUCCUAGGUGCGUGCUGGACUCCGGGGAGAAGACCCCCCCUGCCAUGUACUUCACUAUGUCUUGCUGAGGCAUUCCUGGCCCCAUCAGGCUAUGCAGCCGGUAGGAAGGAAGGAAAUGUCUCCUGUGCUGUGGGCCUGCACAAGCCUACAGUAACCAACAGUUGCCACAAAGCCUGCCAUUCCAGUAGGGGAAAAUGGUGUCUCCUUAGCUUAGAGUAAAUUUACAUUCUUGGUUUUUAUCAUAUGAAGAAAGGAAAGACCUCUGUCAGCUGACAUUGUCUUCAGAGACAUGGUGCUCCUCAUUGUCUAGCCCCUGUUCCCUUUAGUAGAUUUUACUAAGUCCUCUACUCUUUCUCCAUUUAUUCUUCACAUUUUUGUUGUUGUUAUUGGGCAUGGGGGCUCUAGUCAAAGGGCUUAUUUGGACACAUUUUCAUAUUGAGGAGGCUUGGCUCAGACAUUUUCUACAGUCUGUCCCGACCUGUCUAGUUUUCUUGCUGCUGCUCUGUUCCCUAGGGUUUGGACACUGACUCUUGAUCUCUUUCUGUGGUCUCUCUCUGGUUUGGUUGGAUUUUUUGAGACAGGCUCUCUCAUUGGCCUGGAACUCACCACGUAGACUAGGCUGGAUUGCCAGCGAGUUCCAGGGAUCUGCAUCUUUCUGACUCCCCAGAUCUGAGAUUACCAGUGAAUGACACCACAUCUAUUUAUUUUGUUUUCAUUUGGUUAGAUGGUUGGUUGGUUGGUUGUAUUUGGUUGGUUGUUUGUUUUUCUGGUCUCUAGGAAUUAAAUUCAGGUAGCAUUUUACUGCCAGCUAUCUCCCCAGCCCCAUACCUUUUACUGUUAGAUCAAAUUUAUCUUCUAUUAAAUCUGAAAGAUUGAUAUAAA